AUGUUGAAUAACCAAUUUGACCAAUUGAAUCUCUCGCGAACCAUUGUCUUGAAAAACUUGUGCGAGAACAUUUCCUUACAUCAACUACUCGAUAACAUUGAUUUUGGUCCCAUUGAAUAUAUCAAAUUAUUCACCAAGCAAACACCAAAGUUUUUCCAAAAUGAUGGCUCGUUGUCUCUGGAUGUCAAGACAAAGAUUAGCUACAUCUCGUUUAUAAACUCCAAAAUCGCCGUCUUGUUUUAUCUCAAGUAUGCCAAGAAUCAAGAAUACUUAUCUAGAUUGAAACAGUGUUUGAAAUCUGAUCAAUUGAAAAUUCACUUGAAUGAUAUCAAUGGUGCUAAAGAGUCUCUGCAAAAUUCAAAGCAGGACUACAUCAAACUCAAAACUUUGAAUUAUAUUCUUGAUUUCCAAGCGACUCGUUGCUUGGCUUUAUUUUUCAAAGUGGGUAACCUUGAAGCAGGCGUCAAUCAAGAAGAGGAUAACAUUGAUGAGAUUCAACGACUCAUUGCUACUCAAUGUGAAAAAUUUGGUGAUAUAGAAGAUUUCCAACUCAAACUAGACGAGGAAGAAACCGUUAAACAAGAAGAUGGAGAAGAAGCUGGAAAAGAAGAAGAAAAGAAGGAGAAAGAAGAAGAAGAAAAUGAUGUUGAGGAGGAGGACGACGAGUCUCAAAGCGUUAAUGCCAAGGUGAUUAUUCAUUUCACCUCGAUUGACUCGUGUAUACGUGCUUUUGAAAGCUAUACAAGAAGCAUCCAACAUGCAACUGCUUCUCGAGACUCAUCCAAUUUACAAGAAAAAACUAGUAAAUACAGCAUUCAAUUUACAAAUGUUCAAUUUGAAAAGGACAGGUGCGAUCGAACCCCCAUGGAGAGCAGUCCCAACACUAUGGAAGAUGGUGCAAAAUUGUCCAAUCCAAGUUCUUGCCAGGCGCUGAAUCCAACUUCAAUUGAAAAUGGCUUACACGAAAUGAAUAGCAGUGGGCCCUUGGACAAUAGUUCCGAUAUCAGUAGCUUUAUCGAUUCCCCAGAACGAGGCGAGAAUGAAGUUAGCAUUGUGGAUCCAGUCAGCCCCAACAGCUCCGAUAUUGAAGGUGGCUCGCCCAUUUUGCAAAAUGUCUAUGCUCCAUCUGAUGAAAGACAUCACCGCGAGUCCGUUGCAAAUGGGUCAUACUCAAUGGUUUCGGAAUCCUCGGGCUUUAGUCACCAUCAUCACAAUCAUCACAAUCAUCACAAUCAUCAUCAUCAUCAUCACCUUGCUCCCCAAGCACCUCAUGCUCCUCCUUCGUCUCAUCCAGUGACACAAUUGGUGCCUGUCUCGUUUGUACCGGCCACGCCGUUUUCGGCACACUCUAGCCAUUCAGCGAUAAUGGCGAAUAAUAAUAGUAGUAAUGGUGGUAGUGUUGCAGGGGUUGGUGCUGGCGCAAGUGCUGGCACGACAAUGCCAGGCAAUCGAUCUUUGUAUUUGGGCAAUUUACACCCAAACACCACGGUGGAGGAAAUUGCAAACAAUGUCAGAGCAGGAGGAUUGGUGGAGUGCAUCAACUACAUCCCCGAGCGGAGGAUAUGUUUCAUCACUUUUGUCGAUCCAAAUGUCGCAUACAUGUUUUACAUGAACCAUCAAGUGCUGCACCAAUUGGUAAUCCAUGGCUAUGAUAUCACGGUCAGUUGGGCAAAACAACACAGCGGGCCCUUGCAUCGGGACAUUGCGCUAGCCGUUACCGCAGGUGCUUCGCGUAAUGUUUAUCUAGGCAUUAGGCCAGCGCGCGAGGAAGGCGAACGAAAGCCCAGUAUACCGAAGGAGCAAGAGUUGCGAGAGAAUUUUUCAAGGAUUGGUCACCUUGAGCAGAUUAACUUUUACCACAAUAAGGACUGCGCGUUUUUAAACUUUAUCAACAUUGCCGAUGCCAUUGCUCUUGUUGAGUCAUUUGAAAGUGACGAGACAACUGGUAUUUUCAAAUUAACUAAAGCCCUCGAUGGCGACAGAGAGCUUGCGACGGAGUUGUACCACAAAUACUGUGUAUUUAAGAUUAGCUAUGCUAAAGAUCGCUGUGGAAACCCACCGAGGUUCUCCUUUAAAAAGAAGUUGGAAGGAAGUCAGGGUUCUACUUAUCAGCAAUAUCUGGAGCAAUUGCAUUCGAGUCUCCGCAAGUACAACAACAACAACAACAACAAAAACAAAAACAAGGGCAAGGGCAAGGGCAAGGGCAACGACGAGGAACAAGUUAUAGAAGUUGAGGAAAAGAGAACAGAGGAACCAAUCACAGCAGAAGCUGCAUUGGUUUUUGGUAUUGUCAAGACUGAACAAAUUGAGGAUGCAGCAGCCCUGCAAGACACCAAGCCUAAUGAACCAACAGAGUAUGGUUAUGAAGAGAAGGAAGUAAAAGAGCAAGAAGAGGUUGAAGAGGAAAAAGUUGGAAUUGAAAUGGCAGAAGAGGAAAAGGCAGAACAGGUUGAACAGGAAAAGGCAGAACAGGUUGAACAGGAAAAGGCAGAACAGGUAAAACAUGAGGAGGCACAAGAAGAAGAUCGACAAGAACAAGAAGAACAAGAAGAUGAUGAAGAAGAGGAAGAAGAUGAUGAAGAAGAUGAUGAUGAAGUUUCUAUCAUUAUCGGCUCUGACGAGACUGCUUCACCGGAGACCAAAAACACAAGUAAAUUUGUAUCGAAAAAUGCAACCUCGCAAGCAAAGAGUAAGGAAAGAGCACACUCGAAAUACCAAAAAGUUUACUACCACAACAGUUUUGACUCAUCAUAUUCUCGUGGCAGGUUUUCAAGAAACUCCUCAACUGUGCUGGUCAACAGUGGCUUCAAUCCUCCGUUUUCGCCUUAUGUGCAAGCUCAGUCCGUUUACUAUGCUCCACCAACGAGCAGAAAUAGUUCAACGAGCAGCUUUAGAGCUAGCCACUAUCCCGUUUCACCGAACCUCAAUUAUUUCAGCCAUCACCAACAUGCGAUGCAUUCAUUUCCAUUAUCAGUACCACCACCACCUCCGCCACCCGAAGCGCAAGCACAACAAUAUGUUGCCAUGGCUCCGUCUACUCCUUACUGUGGACAGCCGUAUCAACAAGUUCGAUAUGUGCCGGUGAUUCAGCAUCAAGUUCCUCAGCUGCAGGCUACGAAACAACAACAACACCACCACCACCACCACCAUGGUAGCAGUUACUCCUCUGGAAGCGAAGUGAUGGCUCAGUAUUUGAACAGGUCACAGCAAGAAUUUAUGGCACUUGGAGCAGAGCCUUUGUAUGAGAGUCAAGAUGCCGGGUUGAAAGGUUCCAAUAGACAGAGCAAGCGUCAGAACGGCAAGCAACGCCGUUGA
This is a messenger RNA of Lodderomyces beijingensis, 3315 nucleotides long. The record is from the annotation of a GenBank genome assembly. NCBI's taxonomy places the organism in Eukaryota, Fungi, Ascomycota, Pichiomycetes, Serinales, Debaryomycetaceae.